This is a messenger RNA of Girardinichthys multiradiatus, 2202 nucleotides long. RefSeq names its product SHQ1, H/ACA ribonucleoprotein assembly factor (gene shq1). The transcript has 12 exons. The coding region runs from base 121 to 1893 and encodes 590 amino acids. Gene Ontology annotation, biological process: box H/ACA snoRNP assembly. The record is from RefSeq and is a predicted model, not a curated record. Gene Ontology annotation, cellular component: nucleoplasm; cytoplasm. Lineage: Eukaryota; Metazoa; Chordata; Actinopteri; Cyprinodontiformes; Goodeidae.
UUUAAUUGAACCUCUUUACACUCUAUAUUACGGUAAAACAUGGACGAUAGAUUAAAAAGCACGGAGAGCUUUUUGGUAUAGCCCCGAUUGUUUGAGGUCUGUAAUAUAUGAUUACUCAUCAUGAUCACUCCUGCAUUUGACCUGCGCCAGGAUCCAGAUCAUCUGACCAUCUGCAUAAGAGCACCUUACACCAGAACAUCAGAGUUUGACCUGUUCAUCGAUGGGACAGAUUUCAAGUUCUAUGCAAAGCCCUACUUCCUCAGAUUAAGUCUUCCUGGAAGAGUUUUAGAAGAUGGGAGGGAGAAGGCUACAUUUGACAUUGAUAAAGGUGUUUUCACACUUAAGGUCCCGAAGGAAACACCAGGGGAGCACUUCGAAGGGCUUCAAAUGCUCACCAGUCUCCUCGCGCCAAAAGGCUCCCGAUCAGCAAAACCUCUGGUGGAAGAUGUGAGCGGGGAAGGCAGUGAAAUCUCAGGAGAUGGUGAGGAGGAGGAAGAGGAGUUUGACUGGCAGCUCGAACAGGAGGUUUACACAGAUCGAUCUGAAGAGGAGCAGAGAACCCUGCAGAAAUACGGCUUUGGUAAUCAAAGGUCUGGAGUAUUUUCGCGACUGCAGGAAGAACUCAGUGACGUGAUCGACGUCAAAAACCCAGACGGAACAUCGGCAUCCGAGAGGCGUCAGGCUCGGCUGGAGGCAGAGGCAUUGGCUUUCUCUUCUGACCAUUACUUAGCUGAUUUGUUUGAAGAUGAUGAGAUAAAUCGUCUGCUGAAAUUCACACCGUGGUGGUCAAAGCUGAGUCCUUCUACGGAGCAGGAGGAGGAAUCUGAUGUGUCAUUCAGUGAUGAAGAGAAAGAGCAGCUGAGAAAAUUCACAAACCGCUCCUACCUGCUGGACAAGACGUCUCGUUACCAAGCGUGGCUCAGCCUUGUCGACAUCCUGCUGGCAUACUCCUAUGAAGUGCGCUCUACAGAGGGCGAACACAGCGUAGAGUCACCCUGGACUGUCAGGAAACUCAGUGGGACGCUGUGCUGGCUGGAGACCUACAGCUGCUUGCUUGAUGUCCUGGUGUCCUUUGGACGGAGGGUCUUGUGCUACCCACUCUACAGACACUUUGCUUUAGUAACCUCAGCUAUUUCUGACACAGUCAAGAUUUUCCAAUCAGGGAAAGCAUGCAUCCUCAAAUGCCUGCUGGAAAUCCACAAAGUCUUCAGAGAGAAUGACCCGGCCUACAUUCUGAACGAUCUAUACAUCACAGACUACUGCAUCUGGAUCCAGAGGGUCAAGUCCAAGAAGGUGAUGGAACUGGCCACCGUGCUGCAAAACGCCUCGCUUCAGAAGAAAGAUUUGGAGCUGGAGCUUGAUGAACUUGAAAGCGCAGCGAGAAUGGUGGUGGAGGAAGAGCAGCAAGCCUCCAGUGACAGCAGUAGCAGCGCUUCCAGUGACAGCAGCAGCAGUGACUCAUCCAGCGGGAGUGAGGAGUCUGAAACUGAAGGACAAGGCUGCUUUGAAUUCAAGCAGGGAGGAGGAGGAAGAGAGGCAUGUAAAGACAACCCCUCACAGCCCUCCUCUUUCACCUCUCCCAUCCCCCACACAUCCUCAAGUGUGCUCUUCCCAUCGGAAAAUAGGAAAGCGGAUGCCCCUCGCUCAGCCUCACAGGGCUGCCAACAGCUGAUCCAGGAGCUGGAGGAACAGAUGACAGAGGAGCUGAGGAUCUCUGCAGACAGCAGCUCCGAAGCAGAGACGCGGUAUUCACUGAUGAGUGAAGCUGCAGCGGAUGCAGAGGAACCAUCUGGGAGGAGCAGCAGCAGUGGUGGGACUUUGUUAGAGCCAAAUCCUUGCACAAACCCUCUGCUCAUUGUUCAGACACACCAAGAUCGAGACUUCAUUAGUUAGAUACAAAGUGAUAUGGAAUUUUGUACCGUUCUUGUAAAGAACAUUAUUUGUAAUCAAUUCGUCCACAUUUUUAAAUUGUUUUUAUUAUACAAACUUUUGAUUUAAUAGUAAUAAUCUAAAAAUUUAAUUUAGCAUACAUGUCAGACUUUAUUUGCUUAGAUUUAGAGAUGCAACUGUGGCUUAUUUCCGAUCUUCUGUGUUUGUAAAACUUUGUCCUGUUGAUACCAAAUUUAGCUGAUUCCAGUCUUCUAGGUAGAUACGAAGAUUUGUUGAUGAAUUUGGACUCUUCUGGUAAAGGGUUUAAAAAUU